AUGGAUUUGUCAAGUGUGUCGGCUCGACCUCCUACUCUUGAUAGUGGUGGGAAGAACUACAACUUGUGGAAAACUAGGAUGAAAAUCUAUAUCAAAUCUAUUCAUGAACGUGCCUGGGUGGCUGUGUUGGAUGGAUGGACCCCACCGCGUACCACUGAUGAAAAUGGAGUUACUUCUCUCACACCCGAGAGUAAAUGGUCUGCUGAUGAAAGACUUAUUUCUAACCAUAACUCCAGAGCCUUGAAUGCUAUCUUUAUCUCUGUUGAUGUUCCUGCAUUUCGCAUGAUUUCUAAUUGCACGGAAGCUCGAGAUGCUUGGCUCAUUUUGCAGGAACAAUGUGAAGGUUCAGCUAGUGUUAGAGCAACAAAAAUGCGAAUGUUGACCACCAAAUUUGAGAUUUUGAGAAUGCGCGAUGAUGAGACUAUCUCUGCAUACUAUGAAAAACUUUGUGAAAUCUCAAAUGAAGCUGUUGGACUUGGAAAACCUAUUAGCAACGAAAGAUUGGUCAGUAAGUUACUGAGAUCUCUGCCUGAAAGGUAUAACAUGAAAAUCUCUUCAAUUGAAGAAACUGCUGAUGUUGCUAAUAUGCGUGUUGGUGAUCUGGUCAGUAAGUUGUUAACUUUUGAGAUGAAUCUCGAACAGCAGAAAGCUGGUCAUGUGUCCAAAAGUGUGGCUUUUCGUGUUGAAAAGAUUCCUGAAAACUCUGAAAUUUCUAACUUGUCUGAGUGUACAGAUGUUGAUCCCGAGGAGGAAGAUGAUGUUAAUCUUGCUAUGUUGGUUAAAAAUAUUAACAACAUGCUGAAAUCCUUUAAGAAAGGAAAAUCCAAAAAUGGUUUUAGGAAACCUUCUGGAUGUCUGCUGGAUCUUCAUCCAACAUCACCAAUGGGCUGUCAAGGGAUGGGUCACUAUGCAAAUGAGUGUCCCACAGUUGCAAGAAAAAGGCAUUCUGGUCUUACUGCAACUCUUAGUGAUGACUCAGAUUCUGAGGAGGAAAAAGUUCUCCUUAUGGCUACAGUUGAUGAAGAGGAUUUGCAGGAAGAAGACAUGAUUGGAGCUCUUGAAGAUCUUGAUGAUGAAAUGAUUUAUUCAGAUAGCUUUUCUGAAUCUGAAACUCUGAGUGUUGAUGACAAUAUUUCCAGAUCCGACUGUGAUGUUGAACUGAUUGAUGUGUCUGACAAUAUGAAUGUUGACGUUGAUGUUGCCAACACUGAUGUGAACAUCUCUUCUGAAAAUGAUCAGUUUGAUGUGAUUUUUAACAAUGAUGUUUUUGACAUGGAUACUGAUGUUCAGGAGCUUGAUGGGAUGAAGAUCCCCACUAACACAACAAACUGGUAUGAAAUGAAUAUUCUUGAUGAUUUCAACUCUAGUAUACCGGAUUUUUGUUGUGUUGCAGCCUUGGAAGAACAGGAGAGUGAUCCACUGAAAGAGAUGGAGAAUUUUAAAGAUCUCUAUGAGGUUGUUGAUUCUCAAUGUCGGGAGUUGAGAAAUGACAUAUGUAUGUUGGUUGAUGAAAACCAAAAUCUCAAAGAGCAAAUUACAAGGCUUGAAAGGAUGCUCUCACAACGUGAUGUUGAACUGGAAAUACUCCGAGGUAAAGUUUGUGAUUCUGAAAGGAUGUUUAAACGGUUCAACAAAGGGACCUCAUGUUUAAAUGAAGUUCUGUCUCAAGGUCAGCAUUGUAAUUUUGGUAUUGGUUUCUGUGCUGAGGAGCAAAGAAAGCAACAUCAUAAUUCUACUGUUUUUGUUAAAGAAAGAAAUGUCAGUGUGAAUGUUGACAACAUUAAGGAUCCUCAUAAGAAAAGCAAAAAGAAAAAAUCCUAUGUUUGUCAUUAUUGUUCUGCUCCUGGACAUGUCAAACCUCAUUGUGUCAAAUACAUUAGUGAUUGUGCUGUAAAAUCUGCAACACAGAUGUAUGACUGUUACCAGAAGAAUGUUAGUAACAUUGGCAGAUUUGACUUUAGCAGAUUGUUGGAUAAGAGAGAACAAAAUGAAACCUGUAAUACUGUUGUCUACACAUCCUUGAAUGCUAAUAUUUCUGAGAAUUGGUACUUUGAUAGUGGGUGUUCUAGACAUAUGACAGGAACAAAGGCUUUACUCUCUGAUUUUGUUCCAACAUCUGGAGGAAAAGUUACUUUUGGAGGAGGUGCGAAAGGAACAAUUCCGGGGAAAGGAGUUCUCAAUGUUACUGAUUUUCCUAAAUUAAAAGAUGUAGAUGAGGAGAUACAUGAAGUUUUCUUUAAUAACUUCUCACUGAUUCUUCAUAACCAUGAAGGUCCUUUUGGGAAGUAA
Messenger RNA from Salvia miltiorrhiza (redroot sage), 2289 nucleotides. RefSeq lists its product as uncharacterized. The record is from RefSeq and is a predicted model, not a curated record. The transcript is spliced from 3 exons. Lineage: Eukaryota; Viridiplantae; Streptophyta; Magnoliopsida; Lamiales; Lamiaceae. The coding region runs from base 1 to 2289 and encodes 762 amino acids.